GUCCGCAAGCAGCGCAUCAUGACCACGAACGCUUACAGAAUGCGUGAUAGCAACGGUAAUCUUUACACUGGCCAGCUGGAGACGAGAAGUUCGGAAAGCAACGGAGCACCAUCGGAUGAGCCAUCGGAGUACUUCCUGGCACUGAGUUACACCGGCUACGACUUCUUCCGAAGUGUCGUCGAGAUAGCGCUCACCAUUUCGUUUCUGGCGGCGAAUAGCAAUCUGCUGCGAUUGCUGGUGAGCUUCAAGGAAACGGAAACGUUUAUCGCCAGCGAAGCACUGGUAACGAUCUCGAUCCUACUGCAGAUCCUCGUGGGAAUCGCUAUUGUCACAAUCACGCAGGUGAACGAUCCCAGCCGGUGCGUGAAGAUGAAAGCAUUUGCCGUAACCGGUGCGAUUCUGAUCGCGCUAAUCAACCUUAUGAUACCGUUCAUUAUCAAUGUUGAACACUCGAGGAUCGAUCUCGGUUCGAUCUAUCGAAGCUACGCGGGAGCUGGAUUGUGA
This is a messenger RNA of Anopheles cruzii, 504 nucleotides long. RefSeq lists its product as uncharacterized. The transcript has 2 exons. Gene Ontology annotation, biological process: cell adhesion; tissue regeneration. The record is from RefSeq and is a predicted model, not a curated record. The coding region runs from base 19 to 504 and encodes 161 amino acids. Gene Ontology annotation, cellular component: membrane. NCBI's taxonomy places the organism in Eukaryota, Metazoa, Arthropoda, Insecta, Diptera, Culicidae.